AUGGCUUCAAAGAAACAUUUAACCCUGGACCAACAGAUGCUAGUCCUGGCCGUCUUGGUGGGCGCCGCCCACGCCCUCCCCGAGGCUCCGGCUCCCUAUGGCGCCCCUGCAGGUCCUGCCAGUUACAACUUCAACUAUGCCGUGAAGGACGCCGGCGGGAACGACUUCGGUCACAGUGAGCGACGGAACGGCUACAACACCCAGGGCUCCUACCACGUUCAGCUCCCCGACGGACGACUCCAGAACGUGGCCUACACCGUCAACGGUGACGCAGGCUACGUGGCCCAAGUUGGGUAUCAGGGUGAAGCCUCGUACCCAGCCUACCAUCCAGCACCCAGACCUGCCCCAAGCUACGGCACAUCCCCUGCCUAUGGAAAAUAA
Procambarus clarkii (red swamp crayfish) is the source of this 381-nucleotide messenger RNA. The record is from RefSeq and is a predicted model, not a curated record. NCBI's taxonomy places the organism in Eukaryota, Metazoa, Arthropoda, Malacostraca, Decapoda, Cambaridae.